AUGGAACCCCUGAUAGAACCGAAUUUAAAUGCAGAUGUUUAUAGAAAUAUGACAGCAGCAGAUAGACCGCUUGUUCCUGACAAACAUUUGCAGUUUAUUUUAAUUUAUGAUGAAAAAAGUGCUAUUCUCGGAGGUAGUAACAUGACAGAUCGUUAUUGGAGUGGUACUAUUUGGUAUUAUAAUGAUAUUUCAGAUUUUGAUAGAGAAAAGGCUUUUGUUGCUAAAAAAACAGAAAGUGGUGUUUGUGCUGCUGUUUACUUGGAAAGUGAUAAAUUUAUAAUUGGAGAAGAUACUGGAGCUUUGACUAUUUUUGAUAUAUCUACAGAACCUGAUGGAGUAAAAGAAUUACAAUGUGCAGCAUAUGCCUGUUUACAUGAUAGUAGUCUUUUAACUCUUUCUGCAUUUGCUGAUAAGAAAAAAGUAGUUUCAGGAGGAAUGGAUUGUUGUAUAAAAGUAUGGGAUGUAACAGAGUUAAUGGUAACACAGUCAUUUGACUAUGCUCAUAUUGAUACAGUCACUUGUGUUGAUGUUAAACCUAAAAGUAAUACAGAAUUUGCAUCAACAUCAUCAGAUUGUGAAGCAUUAUUAUGGGAUAUAAGACAAAUAAAGCCAGCCCAAAGUAUUUUAAAGAGAGAUGUUGGUUUAACAGCAGUAAGUUGGAAUCCCAACAUAGAAAAUUUUUUAGCAAUAGGUACAGAUAACGGGGAAGUUGUAAUAGUUGAUGCUAGAAGGUCAGAUAUAGAAGUAUUACGGGAAUUAUCUGCAUUUACUAGACCAGUACACAAACUCUUAUUCAAUCCAAAUGCAGAAAAGUUGGAAGAAUUAGCUGUUUGUUGUGAUAAUACUUCUGUGGAAGUUCUUGAUAUAAACAGUCAAUUUUCACCAAUAUACAAAGAUAACCGCCAUACGGACUUUGUACGUGGCCUUACAUGGUUUAAUAAUUAUUUAUAUUCUUGUUCUUGGGAUAAUACAGCGUUAAAACAUACAAUGGAUUUUGAAGAUAUUUAACUUAUGAA
Molecule: messenger RNA, 1016 nt
Organism: Habropoda laboriosa
Lineage: Eukaryota; Metazoa; Arthropoda; Insecta; Hymenoptera; Apidae
Product: methylosome protein 50-like
Exons: 5
Coding region: 1-1008 (335 amino acids)
Biological process (GO): oocyte axis specification
Cellular component (GO): methylosome
Molecular function (GO): protein binding
Source: RefSeq, a predicted model, not a curated record